Menidia menidia (Atlantic silverside) is the source of this 3245-nucleotide messenger RNA. NCBI's taxonomy places the organism in Eukaryota, Metazoa, Chordata, Actinopteri, Atheriniformes, Atherinopsidae. The record is from the annotation of a GenBank genome assembly.
CUGCCUGGAGGCAGUAUCCGCUUUCCAGUGACUGAGACACCCAGAGGCGAGAGGAGCUCGGUGCAGGCUCUGACUAUAAAACCCACCCAGCCUCUGUGGAAACAGAGAACACGCUUGUGCUGCACUGGGGAGGCUGCCUGGUUCUGAGGGAGGAGUUGCUCUGCAGCUGCACGACAAGAAAACAUCUCAGGUGAAGCGUUUUUUCUCACCUUUGGAGCCACACAAAAAGAGGAGCUCCUUUCUCAUCAGAGGGCGCGCCUAUUAUGACUGACUCUCCAAGCCAAAGCAUAUGAUCAUCUCCCAUGGAUUUGUCAAAUCAAAGCACCUUCUCGGCCACAGGAACCGCGUCAGCCCCGGAUCUCAGCUGUCAUGUCGGCCGUGGCGCCCCUCAACUCCUCCGGCGCCGGCGCCCCUGCUAACCGCACCGACAUGGAGCGGCGUCCCGAACUGGUGGACGCGGCGGCGGCGGCGUGUAACGCCACCGCUCAGCGGAACCCCACGGCCGUGGGCCUCAACAUGACCCUGGGCAUCCUCUUCAACGUGGUGGCCCUCGUCAUCCUCGUCAAAGCCUACAACCGCUUCCGCAAACGCUCCAAGGCCACUUUCCUGCUCUUCGCCAGCUCCCUGGUGGCCACCGACCUGACCGGACACGUGGUCCUCGGAGCUCUGGUCAUGAGGAGGUACUCGACCAGCGCCGGGUCCAGGAGCAACCUCACCUCCGGCGAUCUGGAGGACCCCACCAAUCAAGAGGCCCUGUGUCAGUUUCUGGGAGGCUGCAUGGUGUUUUUCGGGCUGUGCCCGCUCUUCCUGGGAUGCGCCAUGGCCGCCGAACGCUGCCUGGGGGUCACCAAACCGCUGCUGCACGCUCGUCUGGUGACCACGGCUCGGACCAAAAUAGCCCUGAGCAUGAUCUGGUUCCUGGCUCUGUGCGUGGCCCUCCUGCCCUGCUUUCAGCUGGGCGAGUACACCCGGCAGUACCCGGGGACCUGGUGCUUCAUCAAAGUCAUGGAGGUCUCCAAAGCCACAGACUUGGCCUUUGCGAUACUCUUCUCCGGAUUGGCUCUGAGCUCGCUGGCGCUGGCCUUUGUGUGCAACACCAUCAGUGGGAUCACACUUGUUGCGGCGCGGCUGAAGAACAAGUCCAGCUCCCAGUGCUUCUCGGCAAGGUCCCACGACACGGAAAUGGUGGUCCAGCUGGUCGGCAUUAUGGUCACCUCCUGCAUCUGCUGGAGCCCUCUGCUGGUGUUUGGACUGAUCUCAGCAACACGCUCCUACGCUGACUCUCUACACCCGGACGAAAACACCUACAGCGAGCUGAUGGUGACCGGAGUCAGAAUGGCAACCUGGAACCAGAUCCUGGACCCUUGGGUCUACAUCCUGCUACGGCGCGCCAUCCUCCGAAAAAUCUACCGCAUCACCAAAAAGCAGGCCAGCCUCAAGGGGAGCAUAUUCCGCUCCGUCCGUCUGGAGCCCAACUCUCCUCUGAGCAUGGAGAAAAACUGCGUCAGCAAGAUCUAAAGCAGGCCGAAAGGGGACUUGGCCUUUCUUUUGAGGGAACGUUAUACGCUCGUCAGGCAUUAAGAUCAAGAGCUUUUCAUGAUGGCGACCCAGUUGGAAGUUAUGAGUGGUUCAGAUCUCUGCAUUCCAGAGCUGAAACACUGGCUGGUGAAGAACAGCAUCCAAUUCAAAAGGAAAACUCGCCCAACUCAGCGAAAGCACCUAAUAGUUUACAUUGAACUGCAACACCAGUCUGUCCUCUAUGAGAGCACAUAUACGGCGGUGCUGGGACGUUUGUGAAGCUUUCGGAUCUGCUCUGAUACAAGCAAAUGAGAUAAAAAUGUGUAUUUAAUGAAAGCCCGACCCUCGUUUGCUGUGGCGGUCUAGCUUGAACAAAGCAAUGUUUGAACAAAGCGCAUUUCUGGAGACUUAGCGAAUGACUUGUUUAUGUCCAUCGUGUUUUGAAAUGCCGCACAGCCAUCUGGUAACUGUGGUAGAUCCGACCGAUCCGGACUCCGACAGAUGUGCACACGUGUAUAAAACUGAAGGAUACCUCGUGUAGCAGGAUGUGCAAGAGACAAGAGCCAGCAUCUGGCACAAUGAAUACUGUCCGUGUCCAUGUUCAUGCAUCAGGAGAAUUUCCGAGGUUCAGUCAUGGCAGGGAUGUCUAAAAUGUCUAAAAAGAGUCACCACUGAUGAAAAAUAUAAUGAAAUAUUUGAUGUAAGCCUGCGAACAGUUUGGAUGAAAAAGAGGAAAACGAUAAAUGCAUGAACUUUGUCUCAAUCUCAAGCACGAUGAUGCAGAAACAUGGUUUGGUUCUGUGUUCUGCCAGAUUUAGACCAGAUUUAGAUUGAACAACCUGAUGUCUUGACAGAGUGUGAGGUAAUCACAGAUAACACAUGAGCUGAAAUUGUCAUGUAAAUGGAUUUUUCAGGCUUUAAAGUAGUCCCCCUACAGGUGACAGGAGGGAUGAGUAUGACUUAAAUGUGUUAAGGCAUCAGACCAUGUAGAAGGAUGGCAAAGAACGUUUAAAGGCAUAUAAAGUUAUUGGAAUCCGUCAAAGCUUUUGGAUUUCUGUAGAAUUUUCAGAGACAGUUUAUGUGACAAACAGCACUAACAUUCCUGAGCUGAAGCUUCUCCCUCCAAAGAAAAUAUCUAAAAUGAUCUGGAAGCCCAAGAGCUUCACAUUGCAAACUAUAAGCAAAGGCUCGUGCUCCCGUUGCCAAAUCAAUUUUUCAAUAUCGGAGCAUUUUUCAUCUUUGAAUGAAUUUCCAGGCAUAAUAUUUUUGUCUUAUUUGCACAGUCAGCUUCUCUUUCUGCUAUGAGGGGCCAGAUGUUUCAUAUUUGUGGACAGUCUUCUUAUAGGUUUCCAAAUGUUUCAGCACCAGUGUAGAUAAAAGACUUUGUGUGUUGGGCUUCAAAAUUAUGAACUUUUUCCUAAAUUGAAGACUUGGCAGAGUCUUAAAGAAAGCAUCUCAACUCAUAAGUUUUGUGUUCAAUGUUGUUAGUUUUGUGAUCUGAAUCUUGACUUGUAUUAAUGCUCAGACCUGAGCAAAGAGAGGCGGCUGGGCUUUUACCUCAGCAUGAAGAUGUGAAAAACCAAAUGUGACCUGAAUGUGAAUGGCUGUCUGUGUUGUGUCUAUUUGAAUGUAUGUACAGUGCAUUUUAUUUUUCCCCCAAGUGUCCUGGGGGACUGAAGUAAAGCUGAAGAUGGAAUGUAGGACAUAAUAAAUGGUUACCUGUUAAC